AUGUCAGCAAGCCAACGCAACGACGGCGACCCCGCCAACAAGCUUGCCAAAUCGCUGCUUCGGACUCAUCUCCAAGAACACCGCAUCAUGGCACCACUCCAGAAGGGCGUAAGGAUCGAGGCCCUGUUCGGCGGCAGAGCCGCACUCCCUCAGCCGGCCAGAGUUCUAGUUCGCGAUCACAAGGCCUGA
Molecule: messenger RNA, 189 nt
Organism: Colletotrichum higginsianum IMI 349063
Lineage: Eukaryota; Fungi; Ascomycota; Sordariomycetes; Glomerellales; Glomerellaceae
Product: Fungal specific transcription factor
Exons: 1
Coding region: 1-189 (62 amino acids)
Source: RefSeq, a predicted model, not a curated record